CGGAGGGGCUAGGGGGCUGCUUGUAUUGGCUGCUCCGCUGAGUUGUCUCUGGCGCUCAUUGCAGCCAACUCGAACCCACGCUCCGGGUUCAGGGAAAAGAUGAGCGCCGCAUAACCUGCCCGCCCAUCUCCUGCCCGGCUCUCGAGGUUUGCCCCUUCCAGUGCCGCCUUUUCUGCGGGCCGGCUUGGCUCUCCUCCUUUUUGCCCUGGGCUGACGACGCACCGUCGCAGGAAAAAGGAGGAGCACUCAGGGUGGGUUUGGCUAGAUUUUGCGAUUCUGGGCACCGCGGCCUCGGAGACAUGGAGUACACCGUGUCACCCAAACCUCAGCUCUCCUCCCGUGCGAACGCCUUCUCCAUCGCGGCUCUCAUGUCAAGCGGAAACCCCAAAGAGAAAGAAAACCCCGAGAACACCCUUAAGCCUCUGGAGCAAUUUGUGGAGAAAUCAUCUUGUUCUCAGCCUCUGAGUGAUUUGCCAAACUUGGACACCCAUGGGGAUUUUAGCAGCAGUAGCAGUCCUUCAUCUCUCUGCACAGAGCCACUAAUCCCCACCACCCCAGUUAUCCCUAGUGAAGAGAUGGCUAAAAUCUCCUGCAGUUUGGAAACCAAAGAGCUUUGGGACAAAUUCCAUGAACUAGGGACUGAGAUGAUAAUCACAAAAUCAGGAAGAAGGAUGUUUCCAACCAUUAGGGUUUCCUUUUCUGGUGUGGAUCCAGAAGCCAAGUUCAUUGUGCUCAUGGAUAUAGUUCCAGUGGACAAUAAGAGAUACAGAUAUGCCUACCAUAGAUCUUCCUGGCUGGUUGCUGGCAAAGCAGACCCCCCUCUGCCUGCAAGGCUGUAUGUGCAUCCAGAUUCUCCAUUUACUGGAGAACAAUUGCUGAAGCAGAUGGUAUCCUUUGAAAAAGUGAAACUCACCAACAAUGAGCUAGAUCAGCAUGGUCAUAUAAUAUUGAAUUCAAUGCACAAAUAUCAACCUAGAGUGCAUAUAAUCAAAAAGAAGGAUCAUACAGCUUCAUUGCUUAACUUGAAAUCUGAAGAAUUCAGGACAUUUAUAUUUCCAGAGACAGUGUUUACAGCUGUCACUGCCUAUCAAAACCAACUGAUAACCAAGCUGAAAAUUGACAGCAACCCUUUUGCUAAAGGAUUCAGGGAUUCUUCCAGACUCACAGAUAUUGAGAGAGAAAGUGUAGAGAGUCUUAUACAAAAGCAUUCCUAUGCUCGAUCCCCCAUCAGAACCUAUGGAGGAGAAGAUGAAAUUCUGGGAGAUGAUAACCAAACAACACAAAGCCGAGGAUCAGCUUUUACCACAUCUGAUAAUUUGUCCCUCAGUUCCUGGGUCUCAUCCUCUUCAGGUUUUCCUGGAUUUCAACAUCCACAGUCCUUGACUACUCUUGGUUCCAGUAGUGCCUCAAUAGCCACUCCAAUUCCUCACCCAAUUCAAGGAUCACUGCCUCCAUUUAGCCGCCUGGGAAUGCCUUUGACACCUUCUGCCAUUGCUAGCUCAAUGCAAGGAAGUGGCCCCACAUUCCCAUCUUUCCAUAUGCCCAGAUACCACCAUUAUUUUCAGCAAGGGCCUUAUGCAGCAAUUCAGGGAUUACGCCAUUCUUCUACAGUGAUGACACCUUUUGUAUGACUGACCCCAAGCCAAGGAGAGGCAAGAUUAGGCCCAUAAGAAUGAUGAACAUACAGUAUUGCAAAGAUCUGAGAAGAAACAUUGUAAGAAUUGAAGAGAAAAACCAGCCUGCAUGAGACACGAUGAAGGAAUUAAAGUUACAUGAAAAAUGUGCUAAUCAGAGUGGCUGGGAAGUCUAAACCUAAUGUUGCCAAAUGGAUUCUGAAUGUAGCAAGGUUUCCAAUUAUUUGCCAGAUUAUGUGAAAGUGCAUCAUAACCACUAGAUGAAAGGCUGUGUUAAUGCAAUAGUAUAUAGCUUUGCUGUCCCAAAGAUGCUUUUUCAUGAGGCAACUGGACUCUGUUUUGUUUUGUUUUGUUUUGAAGACAUUUCAUUUCUCAUCCAAGAAGUUUCUUCAGCGCUGACUGGAUGG
Molecule: messenger RNA, 2041 nt
Organism: Crotalus tigris (Tiger rattlesnake)
Lineage: Eukaryota; Metazoa; Chordata; Lepidosauria; Squamata; Viperidae
Gene: TBX20
Product: T-box transcription factor 20
Exons: 8
Coding region: 300-1631 (443 amino acids)
Biological process (GO): cell fate specification; regulation of transcription by RNA polymerase II; positive regulation of DNA-templated transcription
Cellular component (GO): nucleus
Molecular function (GO): RNA polymerase II cis-regulatory region sequence-specific DNA binding; DNA-binding transcription factor activity, RNA polymerase II-specific
Source: RefSeq, a predicted model, not a curated record